This is a messenger RNA of Sorghum bicolor (sorghum), 1309 nucleotides long. RefSeq names its product gamma-glutamylcyclotransferase 2-2. NCBI's taxonomy places the organism in Eukaryota, Viridiplantae, Streptophyta, Magnoliopsida, Poales, Poaceae. Gene Ontology annotation, cellular component: cytoplasm. The coding region runs from base 464 to 1120 and encodes 218 amino acids. The record is from RefSeq and is a predicted model, not a curated record. Gene Ontology annotation, molecular function: glutathione specific gamma-glutamylcyclotransferase activity; gamma-glutamylcyclotransferase activity. The transcript is spliced from 9 exons. Gene Ontology annotation, biological process: glutathione catabolic process.
CCUGCGAGAUCCCGUAGAAAACGGCCGGGCGCGGCAGGAGAGGCCGCCACGCACGCCGGGGCCCGGGGUGCAUCACGUGCCGGUGACCACCAGUCCACCAGCCACAGCCCACACCGUCCUGAUCCUCAUCCGGGUCAUCGCCUCGCUCGCUGCGCCGGGACCGGGACGGGCCGUGUCCGUGUGUGUACGCUGGCGCCUGGCGGGAUAUAAAGGCGGCCCCGCGCCCACCGCUUCUUCCUCCCUCUUUCACUUCUCCGAAUCCCCAGGCAGGCAGGUCGGCGAAGAGGGCAGGUGAGGCAGCAAGGCCGAGCCGCGCGGGGGCUCGGGACGGGACAGGCAGAGGAGACCUACAGAAUCCCAGAUCCUUCCUGCCCGCCCGUGCCCGUCGGCGCGUCGUUCUUGCCGGCCGCGCCCGACCUCCGGCUCCUCCUCCAGGGGAAUCGGAUACACAACAAGCUGCAGGAUGGUGCUGUGGGUCUUCGGCUACGGGUCCCUGAUCUGGAACCCCGGCUUCGACUUCGACGACAGAAUCCUCGGCUUUAUCAAGGGCUACAAGCGCACGUUUAAUCUCGCUUGCAUUGACCACAGAGGCACACCGGAGCAUCCGGCGAGGACCUGCACUCUUGAAACGGAUGACGAGGCCAUAUGCUGGGGAAUUGCAUAUUGUGUCAAGGGUGGCCCAGAAAAAGAGCGAAAAGCAAUGCAGUACUUGGAGAGAAGAGAGUGUGAGUAUGACCUGAAGAUAUCCAUUGAUUUCUACAAGGAAGGAGAUCCCCUGAAACCAGCUGUGACGGGUGUCUUAGUUUUUGUGUCUACUCCAGAUCCAAUUGGCAACAAGUACUAUCUUGGCCCUGCUCCUUUGCAGGAUAUGGCAAAGCAAAUUGCUACAGCCAAUGGCCCUACUGGCUAUAAUAGGGAUUACCUGUUCUCAAUGGAGAAGGCAUUAGCCAGCAUAAGCCACGAAGAUGAGUCAAUCAUAGAGCUUGCAAACGAGGUGAGGAAGGUGCUCAACAAAACAAAGGAGACCAAGAUCACUGGUGCCAAUGCUUCCCUCAAAUCUCAUGCCCCUCUUGUGCACCUGUCUGCGCUUCCAGAAGGCACCGUUGUGGACUCGAGAUAGCAAGAGCCUUGGACGCUCGACCUCUACUACCCGGAAUUUACUUUCAGCUCUUGCAUGUUUGUGCCCAUCCUGUACUGAAUUUCCCUUCUCAAUGGUUGAUGUGAGGCUGUAUCUUCCAGAGUGAAAAACGCUAAAGCCGGCACUAAUAAUGAUAUUAAUUUUAACAUGGAGGCCAUGUUGUCACUUAAA